Molecule: messenger RNA, 3636 nt
Organism: Trypanosoma cruzi
Lineage: Eukaryota; Euglenozoa; Kinetoplastea; Trypanosomatida; Trypanosomatidae
Exons: 1
Coding region: 1-3636 (1211 amino acids)
Biological process (GO): protein ubiquitination; SCF complex assembly
Cellular component (GO): nucleus
Source: RefSeq, a predicted model, not a curated record
AUGGUUAAAUUUGAUUUGGAAAAGUUUUUUUUGGGAAUGAACAAUGUGGAUAAGGAUUUACGAGAGAUGGCCCUAUUUGAUUUGCAUCAGGCACUGAAGGACCCUGGCUUUCAACUUACUGAGAGCGAUGUCGACCGUGUUGUGGAUCACGUUCUACGUUGUUUCACUAAGGAUGAACUGGACAAGGAGGUUCGCAACAACGCCAUCCAGGUUGCACCACAACUGUUUCUUUUUUGCAGCGAACGUCAGCAAAUCCGAUUCUCAUCCUUCUUGUGUACAUCGGCUACUUUUCGGGGAAUGGAGUUUGGCGACAGGGGGUCGUCGGAGAUUCUGGAGAGCUCUGCGUUUGCUCUCGGGCUGUGCUGUGAAUCGAUGGCGGAGCGGGCGCAGGUGAACAUUGAGGCGUGGCAGCGUCUGACUCCCGUUGCCCACAGCAUCAACGCCACUCUUCUCAGCAAACUGGGAGACGGGAACGAGGUUGUUGCCAAGGACGGUAUUUAUGGCUCCAUCAUUGCCCUCAUCGUCCCAUUUGCGCGCACCUUCUCUUCUGAGACCCGCGAUGGAAUGGCAAAAAGGGCUCUGGUGGAUUUUUCUGGCACGGGCUCGGCGUGUCGUCGCGCGAUUGUUUGUCUUUCUCUAUUAUCGCCGUUCUUGAGCGAAAAUGCGUUUAAUGAUGUUCGUGAAACCGCAGUUCGUGGGCUCCAGGGGAAGGAUCCCAAUUUGAGGCUGCUACCGCAUCUUCUUUUGUACGAAGCUUUAGUAAAAAACUCUCCGCUUCGCAUGAUGACAGACAUCUGCACGGUGAUAAAUAUUCUUUUACUGGAGAUCCGAAGGCGAACCAACGAGUACACAUCGGAGGAUGAUGAUGUGUGCGAUACAAUCAUGCGUGUCAUGAACUCCAUGGUGUGCCAAUAUCCCAAUGAGCUCUCAACAUCACAUAUUGAUAUUUUUAGUUGCUGUGUAUCGCUGAUGAGGUUUGAUCCCAACUACUGUGGGGACCCCGAAGAGGAAGAGGCGGGGAUAGAGGAGGGGGGUAAUGAUACAUACGAGGAUUAUUAUAUGGAAUUAGAGGAAGUGGACACGUCAUGGAAACUACGAAUGUGGGCUGCAAAGCUUCUUUCGUCAUUGAUCCAAAUAUCACCAUCCUCAGAUGUAUUGAUUCAACGUUUGGAUAAAGCAAAUGUCUUUUCGGUGGGUGACCGAAUGGAAGAAGUUCAACUGGCAAAUCUUCAGCUACUAAACGCCAUCGCCCAACAUCCACGUUGCGAGGAGGCACACUCCAUAUUAUUGAAUUUGUUGGACUCUUUAUUACGUUGUGUCAGUGGUUCCAACCAGAAAGUGAGUGUCACGGCAAUCAAGACCUUGCAGCUUUUUUUCCAUCUCUAUGGGGGAAAUCUCAUGAACAAGGGCGAUGCGAUCUGUCAUGUACUUUCUGAUCUUGCAGCGAAGGAAACAAAUGACACGAGUCUACUCAACUCCGAGGUAAUAACGCUGUCUCAGUAUGUUAUGGACGCCGCCUUGAAGGAGCCAAGAAAUAUUUCAAUUGCGAUGAAACUGUUUGACACGGUUUUUUAUACAAUUUGUAAAAGCCGGUUUGACAAAGUUAGUGAUCGCGCCCUUCGUGUGAUGCAGACAAUGACUUGUGUUGCCCUUUCUAUCGAUGCCUCCUACACGGAACGUUGUGUAUCCUUGCUAUUUUCCCUUUUGGAAAGGAAGACAACAGAGAUGGAAGUUUCUCGAGCAGCGACAGAGGCCAUGGGCGAGUGUCUUUCUAAUCUUUUCUUGACGCUUUCCGAAGACACUGUUCAUCACUAUUUACACCGUUUGGUUUAUCUUACCGAGACAAAUGUGAAUGCUCUGCAUGUGCUAGGCUCUGCGGUGAGCCGCUCCACCGCAAUUCGAAUUUCGCCCGACCUUUUGGAGCACAUUUCUGCUUACCUCGCAAAGUGCAAUUACUCACAUCAUUACGUGGUUCUUGGUGUUUUGAAGGAUGCUCUUAAAAAUGGGUCUGAGCUUCCAAAAGAGGCGUUAGAUGUUGUGAUGAAGUUUAUACAGGUGGAUGCUUUGAGAAGCAAGGAGGCCUUGCUAAUAAGGAGAGUCUUUGAAUUAUUGGCAGAGGUCUGCAAGAAGUACCCUCCGGUGAUUGAACAAACGUUGGAAAUGAUACUUUCCUCCGUUUGGAAUGCCUUGGAAGCCCUGUUGGCUUCAGGGAGCUCCUUUUACGGUCAGGUUGUGGAGGAUGCGGCAUCCUUUCUACACACUCUUUGUCUGCAGCUCCCUCGGCAACGUUUCACACUAAUUGAGGCUGUUUUAAAGCAUAUUUUGAUAUCCACCUCCCCUGAUUUGAGCAGUGAACUUCUGAGUGGAGUCAUCGUUGACAAUGAAGAUACAAUAGAAAAAAUAACGUCCUUUUUCCUUGACAACCCCGCCUUGAAGUGUCUGUGUGUGGGAACAGUUGGCCGCUCCCAGGUUCUACCAGAAGAGUGGAAGAAGUUUCUGCUGGAGAAUUUUGCGGGUGCAAUUUCAGAAUCGGCCCGUUCUUUGGGGAUGGCAGCGAUCGGUCGUGCUGCAUCAAACCCCCAAAAUAUUUCCUUGUUCAUGCAAAUAGUGGAGCGUGCCAUUAGCGAAACAAAGGAUCGAUCGCUUUAUUGGAGGUUAAUCAAAGAAGUGAUGCAUAUUGCAGCCUCUCGGGAACCUUCACCCUUUAGCGAUCAUUUGUUUUGUAAACAACUCAUGGAACGCCUCCUGGAGAGUGCCUUGGAAGAUGAUGUGCAAACAAAUGCCGCGGUCCUUGGAAGCUUCGUGUCGUUUGAUGUGGCGGAUCUUUUAGAUAUUACAUGCCGCUACUUGAAUAGUGACUCGGAAAUUAUUAAGGCGACAUGUAUCUCCACCCAGCGAUAUUUGAUCUCCCACUGUAAAGGCGAGGAGAUCCAACCCCAGUUGGCCAGCGUUAUAGAGACAUCGCUUCAAAAUUUAGGAAGUAACUCUUCCGUUCGCAUUCGUCUUGCUGCCCUACAACUUUUUGCUGUUGUCGCUUCUUCUCAGCCUCAUCUUCUUUUUACUCCCACCAUGCGGGACGUGGUUUAUCCCAAUGUUCUUGCUGAGCUUGUUGAGGAUUCUAGUCUUGUUUUGACUGUCAACCUCGGUGGCUAUACACAUCGAGAAGACAAGGGAAUAGAGGUUCGAAGACUUGCCUUUGACAUUAUUUCUAUUUUGCUUCGUGACACUGAGCGGCAGCGCAGAGGGAAAGUUUUGGAAUUUUUUUUGCGUUUUGAAGAGCUUCUUCAGUGUCUGGUUCAUGCUUGCGGUCCACAGGAGAAGGGCGAGGUAGAUGUAGACUUGAAUAAUCAAGCAAAAACGCUUUUGGUACAGCUUGUAAACACCCAUCUCAAGUUGCCCUGGAGUGACUCUUUGAUCAUGUCCCUGCAUGGUAAAUUGAAGGCCGUAUUGGAACUGAACUGUGAGGGUAAGUCUUUGUCUGCUGAGAAGGAGCGGGUUAAUAUACGGUAUGCGUUAAAUUGCGUGAUGCGCCUUACGGAGUGCGUACCCUUUGCCUACAUUCCACAGUUUCAACCGCUUCUUCUAUUGGCUCAGAAGUCAUCCCUAUUGGCGGAGUCGAUGAAGCUGGUGUUGUGA